This is a messenger RNA of Hyaloscypha bicolor E, 1578 nucleotides long. RefSeq lists its product as uncharacterized. Bases 79 to 1368 code for a protein of 429 amino acids. NCBI's taxonomy places the organism in Eukaryota, Fungi, Ascomycota, Leotiomycetes, Helotiales, Hyaloscyphaceae. The transcript has 5 exons. The record is from RefSeq and is a predicted model, not a curated record.
CGUCAUCUCAACCUCAAAUUUUCGCCACACCAACAUUCCCACCAGUUUGAGGUGUUGCUAACUUACAAAAUAUCACAGAUGUCGUUCGGAUGGUCGGCCGGUGGCAUUGCGACAGCCGUCAAGCUGAUAUACAGCCUAAUCCAGGCUCUCAACAGCUGCGACGGUGCGGCGAGCGAUUACCGCGAGGCUGUAGGCUUUCUUCGAGACUUAAACCGCACUCUAGAUCCAUUACAGAGUUUUGCUGCGUGGCGUGCUUAUCCUUCCUACGCCAAGGACAUCGAGGAACAGGUCGCUCAGGUCCGAGAGCCCGUGGAAAGUUUUCUGAAGGCUGUGACGAAGUUUGAGCCUUCUCUUAGACAAUAUGCAUCGUCAGCUUACCAUCGCGAUGUUUUCAAGAAACUGCACUGGCAUAUUCUGGUAUCUAAGAAAGUGCUCGCACUGAGAAAAAGGGUCGAGUCGCAUAUGAGGAUCAUUGAUACACUUGUGCAACGAUUAACAUUGGACAUCGUAUCAACCAUUCAAACUCAACUGCCUCGGGAUUUACGAACGGUAGUUGACGACGCUCUUCGCCCAGAUCUGAUGAAUCUUCUUCGGGAGAAUCUUCUUCCACUCCAUGAGAAGCUACUCGCGAAUGUCAAAGAUGAACACGAUAUGCAAUAUGAGAGGCUCGCUGCGAAGACGUUUGAAUGCUAUGAAGGGCUGUCCUCCGAUGUCCAGUGGAUCAAGCAGAAUAUUGGCAAGCCUUCCCAAAUUCAAGAGGAAAUCAACUCUGCUCUAUCGGGAAGUAAUUCAUCACGAAAGCUUCAACCGAAACGAGGUGGCAUUCAGGGUGAUAUUGGUGAGGAAAGGGAAGAAAGUCUCCGAGAUAUAUACUACCUAGUGUUCCUAUACCUGGGACUGUUCUUGAAGAAUCUCUUAUUAGCGUUGUCACGACUGGUCAUACCUUCUAGAGCCUUGAUGCCAACACUGCUCGCAAAGUAUAACAUUUCAUUCUUGGAUGCUCUCGGAAGAUCGCCACGAAUCUUGCCUUAUGAAUUUUUUCAAUCGCUCGAAAUCCUACAAGCAUUCGUUAAACACGAAUUCCGAUUCCUCCCGGGCUCUUCGUUGGUUCAUAGAGGGGACUAUCUUUUGAUAAGUUCGAUUGGGGAGCGCGUUUUAACGACAGCAAAUUCGAACACGCUACUCCGCCGUGGGUCGACAGUGACCAUGUCGGUGGUUAGUCGCAAGUUACCAGAGAGUAGUUCGGAUAGUGCAACUUUUCAGUGCCCGCAGGAAGGUUGCACUGGACAGCUACAGAGCUCAGCAACCUCAAGAUGGUCAACAUGGUGCGCAAUAUUCAGCGAAGUAAGGUUGUCACCAUACUGCUAACACCGCUUAGUCCUAUUUGCAUGAAAGAAGUCCUCUACCAAGAGGAAAUCAAAAAGUCAUCAGAUAGUACUGGAACUAUGAGGUCAAGCGUUGAAGCAACAGACCCAUCCGGCGGGUUGUCGCAGACCCCGAUAAACGCUAUUUCCAGCCAGGGCGGAUACCGUUACCAUCUUUUCGACUCAACACAGCUUGAUGAAGAUGAGUUUGCUU